Messenger RNA from Cololabis saira (Pacific saury), 932 nucleotides. It is a transcript of the gene lrrc51, whose product is annotated as leucine rich repeat containing 51. Bases 75 to 617 code for a protein of 180 amino acids. NCBI's taxonomy places the organism in Eukaryota, Metazoa, Chordata, Actinopteri, Beloniformes, Belonidae. Gene Ontology annotation, molecular function: protein binding. The transcript is spliced from 5 exons. The record is from RefSeq and is a predicted model, not a curated record.
CGAGGAAAGCUGGCCACAUAACCCACGUUACAGAAAAUAUCUGCGUUACCUUGAGGGUUCUCACAGUUGAGACUAUGUACAGCGCUCCAGUGGAUCUAUCCUUCAGAAAUAUCAACAAGUUGAUAGACGCAUGGACAGAGGAGCCUAGCAAAGGUCUGAGGCCUUUAAAGAGAAAUGCAGAGAGGAAAUACAUCAGUUGUUCUCUGCGCCUCAGCAACAACAACAUUAGUGACCUGAAUGAUCUCCAGGCAACUGUUAUCCACUUCUUGGCUGAGCCUUCACAUCUUGCCUGGCUGGACCUUUCCUUCAACAAAAUCACCCAUAUUGACCAGAUUUUGUGUGAGUUGCGUGGCCUACGUGUGUUGUAUCUCCAUGGAAACAAGAUAUUUGCUCUGUCAGAGGUUAAUAGGCUUGGACGGCUGCCACACCUUCACUCCAUCACCCUGCAUGGAAAUCCCAUAGAAAGCAACAAAAAAUAUAGGAAUCGGGUGAUUUCUGCUCUGCCUUCGUUAAAAUCCAUGGAUUUCAGUGCUGUAACACAGCAGGAGCGUGUCAUGGCAAAGAUCUGGCAUCAAGGCAACACCUGCAGCAGAAACAGCAAGGCGAGCCUGCAGUGACUGCAAGCUCUGCUGUCUUAGUUUGCUGAAAUCACACAACCCUCGAUCAGAAAAUGCUGGGAUCGUAAAUGCAAGUAUAAAAACAACAAAACAAUUCUUACAUUUUAUUUGACAGUUAUUAUUAUGAAUUUAAGAUGUUUCAUGUUUGUUAUUGUCCAUUACAUUGUAUUUGUAAAUAUACAUCAUUAUUAUUAUCAUUGUACUUUUCAGGUAUGCAAUGCAACAUAUUUCAGAAAAGUUUGGGAUGGUGAAAGCUUUUUGCACUAUGUAAUGUUGCCCUGAUACCAAAUCAUCAUUAUGUGAAAUAACAGUUAG